Messenger RNA from Cheilinus undulatus (humphead wrasse), 2417 nucleotides. RefSeq names its product transmembrane protein 127 (gene tmem127). NCBI's taxonomy places the organism in Eukaryota, Metazoa, Chordata, Actinopteri, Labriformes, Labridae. Bases 534 to 1247 code for a protein of 237 amino acids. The transcript is spliced from 3 exons. Gene Ontology annotation, cellular component: membrane. The record is from RefSeq and is a predicted model, not a curated record. Gene Ontology annotation, biological process: negative regulation of cell population proliferation; negative regulation of TOR signaling.
UCCAACGAAGAAGAAUGUUGUAAACGAGGAAGUCAAUAUUUUACAGGAAGCCUGCGUAAGCUUCCUUUUGUUUUGUUUUGUCUUUGUUUUUCUGUACCAUGUUGAUGGGAUUUUUUCAGCGGGGAUAAAGCUGGAUUAGAAAAUAGGUUGAGGUUGAUCUUAUUUUUUUCUAUUAAGUUCAGUUUUGUGACGUUUGGCGUUCGCUCUGAACUAGCUUGACAAGCUAACAACAAAGCUAGCAGGCCUGAAGGCCAUCUGUCCAUUGUCUCUCCGUCGGCCAGAUACUUAUCCUGUUUACUUAAAGCAGCUGGUUUAAAAGCUAAUCGUCGUUCGGAAAUAUCUGUAACCACCCUGAACAAAUUGCUUGUAUCGCUGUCAUCUGUCAAACACCCAGGUAACGUUUCCUGUACCAGCUAGCGCUUCAUACUUGGGCCGGUCUGUUGGCUGACCUCACACCGUUCAAAAGCUUCAAUCACAGCCUGGUGAGAAACGGAAACCAGCACUAACAUAGACUAUCAAGACGUUGGAUCAUCAUGUACGCCCCGCCGGGAUCUACUGUUCCUGGAGGCCGGAGGAGGAGAGGAGGGACCUCUGUGCCCAAGCAGCCGGAGCGGAGUCUGGUGUCGGCUUUGCCCGGAGCUCUGUCCAUUACCGCGCUGUGCACGGCUCUGGCUGAACCGGCCUGGCUCCGGGUUCAUGGUGGCACCUGUCCAAGACAAGAGCUAGGGGUGGCAGAUGUCCUUGGGUACAUUGAUCCCAAGCUUUUAGACGAUUUCUGUGUGAACCCACAGACCAUACUACUUCUGAGGGUGAUUGCUGCCUUUUGCUUCCUGGGCAUCCUGUGCAGUCUGACAGCUUUCCUUUUGGACGUGUUUGGACCCAAGCACCCUGCACUCAAGAUCACACGCAGAUAUGCAUUCGCACAUAUUCUGACAGUGUUGCAGUGCGCCACAGUGAUAGGCUUCUGCUACUGGGCUUCGGAGCUCAUCCUGUCACUACAGCAGCAGCACAAAAAGUACCACGGUUCCUUCAUAUAUGUCACUUUCGCCAUCAGUUUCUACCUGGUGGCAGGAGCUGGCGGAGCCUCCAUCCUUGCUACAGCUGCAAAUCUCCUGCGCCACUACCCCACAGAGGAGGAGGAGCAGGCAUUAGAGCUGCUGUCUGAAAUGGAGGACAGCAGUGAAACUUUUCCCGCUGAUUAUGACAUUGCCAAUCAGUUUCAGCCACCGCCUGCCUACACGCCCUAAUGCCACAAGACUGGCCUUGUUAGCACACGCUUCUCUCUUUCAGCACGGCUAUUGGCUUGAUGAGCAAAUCCCACUCUUUAUCAAACGGAUAUCUUCAUAAAAUACUCUUCAUAAUGAACACAGCGUGCACAGAUGGUGCAAAAAUUCUGUGCUGACAGUGCUUGGGUGCAUGAAAGCUUUUCUAAGUGGUGGCAGAGAUUUAGGAUUUGAUUCUUACUUUCACCACUGAAGUUGUUAGUGAUUUGCAUGUAAAUGGCUUUUAGGAUUUGGUUCUUACAUGUGAAGCAAACUAAACUGCAAGAAGUGCUCACCAUGGCUCAUCAUAAGUAACUUAUGAAGCAGCCACAGCCACAUCAGUGCCAAUUAUUGAGGCCGGGCUGUCCGCACAUUGUCAGCGGUUGUAUUGCUCUUGGUUGGACGUGGAUGGAGCUUAGUUAAGCAUCAUUUUGAUGUAAUUUUUUAAAUUUUGUCAUUUAUUAUUUUGAUUUAACCCAAACAUAAAUGCAAACAUACACUGAGAAGUUUGUUUUAGACAUUUCUUUUAUAUAAAAUCAAAUGGACCCUUUUAUUUAUUAUUUAGCUAUUUGUGCUGUGUCUUGCUUCUUUUCUCUUUCUUUGUAGACACCUUCACUGGUUUAGUCUUAUUUAAUCACGCCUGUACUUGAAUUAAUACAUUGUUUAAAAUUUUGUGAGAGCAGUGUUUGUGGUGUUUUAAAAAGGAUCAGCCUCAGCCUGUGUUAUGCGUUGAGAGCGAUCGGCCACGGAGGAAAGGGCAGAAACUUUCUGUACGUUUCACAAGAAGUGAAACUGAGUAACCUUUGUACUUUGUUGCAUACGUUGGUUUUGUCAUGUUUCUUGUAUUUGAUUUAUGAAAGAAACCUUAUUUGUAGUUUGUGAUUACCAUGUGUGACAGUUUUGAGUUUGUGUUUUCUAUGCAUGAGUUCUUUUAUGUGCACAUUUUCGACCCUUCAGACUGAAUCCUGUGAGAAAAUCUCCUGUAAGGUUUCAGCCGAGGCUUAAAAAUUGUGAUGUGGUGACUAGUUGACUGUUUAUUGCUUAUUUUUCUUCAUUACUGCGUUUUAUUCUCAGAUUGUUGCUUUACUUCCAUCACCAGUAUGUAAAUAUUGAUUGUUUAUACAUAAAAGUGGUCAAAAUAAAAUAAAUGCCAUA